AGGGGGAGCCGGAGUCAGAGGUUCCGGGCUGGCUAGUCAGUCAGCGCGGAGCUGUCGGUCGGUGGGUCGGGAUGUCGCUGAGCGAGCAGAGGCUGCCGCGCCGCGCCCAGGAGCCGGUUCCGGACGCCCAAGCCAUGGCUAGAAUGCCGGCAUGGAAGAGGGAGAUUCUGGAGCGACGGAAGGCUAAGCAGGCGGCGGACCGAGCCCGAACCUCAGCUGCCAGCGGCUGGGCGCAGAGCCCGGGCGCCAGCCAAGGGUCGAAGCCACUGCUGGAGCAGGCGGAGGACGGCGGCUCCGUGCUGUUGGAGAGCAUCGCUCCGGUCCAGGAAAACCCGUUCAUCAAGCGGGAGAGGCGGCAGCGGCGGCAGGGGGACCGUGAGCCAGGUGGCGGCGCGGCCCCGACCUCAGGCCGCUCGGUGCCGCGGCUCCUGGGGCUGUACAGCCACAUCCCGGGCGUCCGCACCAUCCGGGCCGACAACAUCAUCAUCAUCGAGUCCGACCCCGACUACUUCUCCGAGGCCAGCCCCAGGCACGCCGACUCGCCGCGUGUCGGCAGCUUGAGCGAGCUGUUGCCGCGGGACGGCGAGGCCGGUGUGACCGAGAUCCGAGCCGACGAAGUGUUCGUCUACGAGGCGCCGCUGAGCCGCAGCGAGGAGAAUCUGAGCACCCUGACCACCGAGGAGGCCGGCUCGGGGCACCUGCACGGCAAAGUCAGCCGCUUGCUGGAGAAGUUUGACCAAAACUACGUGAAGCCAGCCCGGUCGAGGAGCACGGAGAAUCUGCUGGACGGAUUCUCCGCCAAGGACGGACGGAGCAAGCCACCCGUGAUGCCAAAACCUUUAGUCCUCUCUAAACACAACUACGGUUCAGCACGGUCGGAUGCCCAGUCUAGAUCCUGGGGCAGCUCGCUCUCGGAGGCUGGGCGAUCACCCGGUCCUGUCGUGAGCAGCGUGUCUCCCUCUCAUUCCAAAACACUCCCGUUGUCGUCCCCCAUAAGACACCCUUCCUCCGUGUCUCCAGGCGCUACGUCUUCCCUUCCCCGUGUUGCCUUGAAGGAUCAAGGUACCAGCCUUUCUGAAGAUAGACCUUACUCUGUGUCGUCUUAUCGUAAGCAGUUUGAAGGUUUGCACACUGAUGGAUGGCAGAAGGAUUUGCACCCUUGGAAAUCCCCUUCACAGAGGAGUAACGAGAAUGGUUUGAAAGAUUGCACCAGCAAGGGAAGUAAGGUAAUAGAGAAUGGUCUUCCCGAAGUUGAUUUUGUGAGGAACCAUGUGAACUCAGUGAAGGAUGGGGAGAUAGCACACCAAUAUCCGUCAAACGCAAGUGAUGUUGGGAAUUGCCAGGUGCCCACUCCUCUUAAAGCAUCUGGUGUGGAAGUCUCCAAAGGAACUGAUAAAUGGGGGCCAAAGUAUGAAAUGGAUUCUGGAAAAUCUCCCAAAUCGAGCCCUGAAGCACCCUCACUCACUGCGGCUGAGGUUCAUUGUGCCCCUCUGCCUGUGGAUCCCACUCCUCUGGGGAAAGUGGAGGGUGCAGCCAAAGUCACUCCAAACCUAUGCAAUGGUGUGUCUGCUUCCACCAGUCUCAACAACACCUUUGAGAUCGUUCCUGCCACUCCGCCAGAUGCUGCGUCCAUUCCAGAGGAUGAUAUCCAAGCAAGAGCGCUGGCAAAUCUUAAAAAGCAAUCCAAGAACUCAUUUGUUGUGAUUCCAAAGAAAAGAACGGACACCCCUGUGGCAUCCAGGAAUGUUUGUGAUUCCAGGGAAGUGAGCAAUAAAUCUGAUGAAAAGCCAAAACCUGAUGUUAAUGCUUCUGCGCCCACUGUGAUUCAAACAGACAGAAGUUCAGGCGAGCCAGAGGAAAACGAUCAAAGGAAAGAGGACCUGUCUGAUGAAGAAUCUCCUCUUUCCAGAGCAGAUUUUGAGAUGAAAGAGACCUUGAGUAAACCUACAUCAAAAGGUAGUUAUGAUGUGUAUUCCAGGCACAUGAAUGCCCAGCUUUCAUCGAGUGAAGAAACAUCAAGCAUAUUGCCCACCGAGUUGUCAGACGCAGAGCAGGAUGCUGAAUCUGCUGUAGUACUGAUCAGAAAAGGUGACCUCCCUGUCACUAACAUAGAUGAUAUUUUACUUACGGAAGAAACCUCGAAACAAUCAGCCAUCGAAAAGCCAUCUGUAAAAAAGGACAAGUCUCCCAGUGAAUCCUUUGGUGGGCUACACCCCCCCUUUAUGCAACGGAAGAGUGGAAAUACCUUCACUGUUGUCCCUCAGCGAAAGCCAGCAAACAGUAGCCAAGAAGCUCCUGCCCACACAAGUGAGAUCUCUCCUGACAAGCAGCCAACUGAGGAACUUGCCAAACUGGGGGCAUCAUUAAAGAAACGUUACCCAGCUGCUGAAGAUAUUCAGGUGAUAGGAGGCUACCUGUCGUUGGAGAAAUCCUGUUUAUCUAAGAGUGGCUCCACCAGAAAGAAGAUGAAGAUUUCUUUCAAUGAUUCUAGUCUGCACACAACAUUUGAGUAUCCCUCUGAGAACUCGCUUAUUCAAGAGGAGGAAUCUGAAGCGAGUGAGGAUGACGAAGAGGAGCAGCUCUCGAUGAGCAGCUUUCUACGUCCCAGCUACACCAGCUCUCCCACGUCUGUGAGCAACAGCGUGGCCUCAGACCUGUCGAACUACAUGCCUAAACACACAAUGCCAUUUGAUACAUGGCAGGAGCAGAAGCUAAAUGAAAACUUGCCCAGUGGGGACAGCUUGCUGCAGAAUAAUGAAUCCAUGACAGAGGACAGCAUGCUCACACCAGCAGACAGCAGCUCCCAUUCGGAUUACAGUAGUGAACCAGCAUUGUACUUCUGAUCAGAAGGAGAUGGGACCUAGAGACAGUAACAGUGCUUUUCUGGGACAACUUUGCCAGGAAUGAUUAGACUGGCAAAUGCAGGCCACGUGCCACCUGAGAUGUGGCCAGGUGCCCUUCGAAAAGCUCACCCUCCCAAUCGCUGCUUUUUGUGGGCCACACUUGCAUGUCCCAGGACCAAGGUUAAUUUCAAGAGAGACUCAAUUUGCUUCCAUACAUUCCUUCAGGUAUCUCCUGUGCCUACGAGGAGAUCCAUCUCCAGAUUACUUGUGAGUCACAGCGGUGCUUAUGUGGCAGCCUUGAGGCUCAGAGAUUUUUUUACUGACACACUGAGUUUGCUAUGUUUGCACUUGCUCUUUAAGGGCUCUGACCUGUUUCUAAAUCAUUCCCGGAUACUGCCAGACAAUGGAUGUUUGAAGCUUAUACUGAAAGAUGCUGACUACUCAAUUCUUCACUGGAGAAUUUCAUUUUGUCCUGUCUUUUGUGGCUUUGGCCACCUUUGUCUUUGAAUAUUGGGUACUGAACUUAGUUUGUGUUCUCAGCAGUUGCUUCCAGUUGUAUUUGAGACGGCAAUAUCAUGAAGUGUAUAUAAUGAACCUUUUUGUCUGUAACUUCCAUUAUGCCACAGGUUUAACCGAUGGUGGUACUGGUCUAAGGGUUUGUCUGUUUUUGUUUUUGUGCUUGUCUGAGUUUCCUUAAUGAUAUAAUUAACCGUCCUGGCAUUUGACUUCCAACUGCCUCCUGGUGAGGCGUAGAGGCUGCGAGAGUGCCAAACCGCUUUGCAUUUGAAGGUGGAAUUUCUUUAUGGAAUGAGUUUAGUGCCAUGCUUUUACUGGUUAGUUUGGGCAGCGGGAGCGAGUUGCUAAAUUCAGAAGGGUUAAGAGUGGCGUUGAAUUUUUCUGUGCACCUGCUACUCCUCAGGAAUGAAAGUAUGUUAAUGCCUCAAGUGAGAUGUUAGAUUUUUGUGAGGCUUCAAACAGUGAUCGAGGACAAAGCUCGUCUCUGUUUGUGGAUUCGUUUAAAUCUCGUUUACACGUUCUGUACCUGGCGUACAAAGGUCCUUGUAAAUUGGACCUGAUAUCAAUGACUGCUAAUGAGAGCAAAAGUGUGGGAAUUGAAGCAGAAAUCACUUCUAGGCUGCUUGUGGUAUGAUGCCACACCUAAUUAAGGGAUGAUUUUGUGUUGAUUCGUGCAGACUUUCCUAUACAAAUAAGAAAUUUAUUCCCAGAUCUUAUGUGAGACCUGAAAUUCUGUUUUACUCUUGUCUACUGAAAUGGUCAUGUGCACUGCUGUAAUGGUGAAAGUCUGUAAGACAUGCUGCUUUAGCCAUUGCUAUGGAGGCUGCUGUUCUUUGAGCUGGAAUGUGUCAGAGCUGGGAAGCAGUUAAUGACAAUACUAAUUCCAAUGCUGCAGUUACUAAAGAGAAAGCUGGAAAGAAAAACUAACGACUUGGAUUGUUCUCCAGUCAUACUGGCUGAAUUGUGUGUAGAAAGUUGUUUUGCUUGUAUUUGACAUUAGCUGUCAGAGCAAUGUGGAAAGGUGCCGAGAUAAAUGCUGGGCUGCAUUAGUUCCAUGCCAGUUUCCCAAUUGUUCGAAUAAGUAUGUUUCUUAAUUCAUUGGGAUUCGGGGCAAUGGACCAUGAGUGAGAAUCCUCAAGACCUGGGUAACUUCAGUUUCCAGAGAAUAUAGAAUGCAAUUUAAAAAGUCUAGCGCAUUACAGCUUCCUAAUUAUAAUUGGGUUUAAAAUGUUAGAUGAGGAGUUGGAAAUCAAACAAUUGCACUAGAUUAGCCUGAUGUUAUCUGGUUCUUUGGUGCUCCAUAAGGUAGACUCUUCAUUCAUGUUGAAAUGUAAACUUGCAGAAUGCACUCCUUUUCCCCGGGUUUAAAGCCUGCUUGGGUUGAGGUGCUUGAAGAAACCUGUCUGGCAGCUUUAUGUUGAAGCUAUUUUCAAGUACUCUCCCUGUUCCCCCCCCCCCCCCCCCCAAGGUUUUUGGACAAAAACAUUGGUCUAAAAACAUUUGCAAUUUUAUUCCUAGUUAAGGAGCCAUCUCCCUCAGGUUGAUGAAUGAGAGCAAAGAUCAUCCACAGGUGGUCAGGGAUGAUGUAGAGGGGUAGGCAUUUUUCUAAUGCUGGUGUUAAGAGUUGAGGCAGUGUCAUAAUUGUGUAAAAGGAUGCGUGAAAUUAUUAUAAACUGAUCUGCACUUCAAUACCAAAUUGUCCGCUUUGAGACUAUAGUCACUGUGCUUGUUUUUCUGUCUGAGGGUGGGUUUAACUUUGAGUGCAAGUUGACUGCCUGUUAAUGUGUCAAUUAUUUAGGUGCAGACAUGAAUGAGGUAAAGCCAUUACUCAUCCACCCUCUGCUUUUUUCCCACUCCCGCCCAUGUUCUGCUGUAAUCCCAUGGAAUUGUGACACAAAAUUAAAAAGAGAAGCACACUGGAAAAUUAAAAAAAAAAUCGUCAGGAGAGGGAACCAGGCUAAUCUUUUGGGUAGACUUUUGUGAUCAAAACAUUGUCGAGCAAAAGAUUUCUACCUACACAAUUGACAUUUUUACUGUUUUAAGUGCUAACAGCACACCUAUAUUGAAUAUAUUCUACUUUUAUUAAUAGAAAGCUAGAGCUUCAGCUGACAGUUUACAUUAGAGCUACACGUUUUUGAUUAACAGUUCCGAGCACAAGGGGCCUACACCAUCUGACCGAUCUGAAGAAUUUUUGAAGAAAAUUAACCAUUCUCUCUACUUAAGUCAACACUCCAAAUAGCACACUCCAAGUACUCUAAGACCAACUAACAGCAUUCUUAUUAGGAGAAAUUUAUAGCUCUGGGUGAGUUGUAAGCAUUUUAUUCACAUACAGUGUUUGAAUAUAGAGCCUUCUGUGAUUUUUGACACAGAUCAGCAUGUUUGACAAAAAGGUUAUCAAAGGAGGGAUGAAUUCUGUGUGCACAUACAAAAACACUUAGAAAUUGCUUGGCAAGCCAGGGGAGUGCAUCAUCUUAGAUCUGGAUGCCAGGGUGAAACUUGUUAUUCCAGGAAAUUCCAUAUGCACUAUACAAUUUUGCACUUAGAGAAUGAACUGUAAGGAAGAAGUGGAACUUGCCACCGUCCAGUCAUAAGGCCAAAUGUGUUGCUCUUUUAUUAACACUCACCGUUAAUGCAAAUGCUAAGAAAGCAUGUUGUUUAAAAAAACACCUCAAUUAUGGACACGACAGUCUACUAGCGAAGAGUUUAUUUCAUUAUAGUUAUAUGCAAUGCUUAUUUUGAUAGAAAUUUUGUAUUUUUGGUUGUAGAUGUAAUAUAAUGAUUUAUGAUUUUCAGAGAUGUGAUUUAAAAUAAAAAAAAAUACACUGGC
This is a messenger RNA of Hypanus sabinus (Atlantic stingray), 6186 nucleotides long. RefSeq names its product taperin (gene tprn). The transcript has 4 exons. The record is from RefSeq and is a predicted model, not a curated record. The coding region runs from base 72 to 2843 and encodes 923 amino acids. NCBI's taxonomy places the organism in Eukaryota, Metazoa, Chordata, Chondrichthyes, Myliobatiformes, Dasyatidae. Gene Ontology annotation, molecular function: phosphatase binding.